UUCAUAUGAGCUAAUCAGUCUACACAUAAAACAUUUUUUGCCCCUCGUGUCCAUCAGGGCAGGCGUAAAUGCGUCAUUGCCGCGUGCCAAAUGCGGCAUCGUUCACUGGUUGGUUCCUUCCUCAACGUUCACGGUUUCAGCCAACUUCACAGGCAUCAUGGCGUCCAUUUCAAUGGCACCCGUUAAUAUCUUUAAGCAUGGGGCUGAUGAGGAGAAGGCUGAGACGGCCCGAAUGUCAUCCUUCAUCGGCGCCAUAGCCAUCGGAGAUCUGGUGAAGAGCACCCUGGGACCAAAAGGAAUGGACAAAAUCCUUCUGAGUGGUGGCCGAGAAGGCACCGUCACAGUAACCAACGAUGGGGCAACCAUUCUGAAAGCCAUCGGAGUGGACAACCCUGCUGCCAAAGUGCUGGUUGAUAUGUCCAAAGUCCAGGAUGAUGAGGUUGGAGAUGGUACCACUUCUGUCACUGUUCUUGCUGCUGAGCUUCUUCGCGAAGCUGAGCUCCUGAUCGCCAAGAAGAUCCACCCUCAGACCAUCAUCUCUGGCUGGAGGAAGGCCACUGUGGUUGCCCGUGAGGCACUGAAAGAGGCAGCAGUAGACCAUGGCAACGACCCAGUGAAGUUCCAGGAGGACCUGUUGAAUAUUUCCCGCACCACGCUCUCCUCCAAGCUGCUGACCCACCACAAGGACCACUUCGCCAAGCUGGCCGUAGAGGCCGUUAUGAGGCUCAAGGGCUCUGGGAACCUGGAGGCCAUUCACAUCAUCAAGAAACUGGGGGGCAGCCUCAUCGACUCCUACCUUGAUGAAGGAUUCCUGUUGGAUAAGAAAAUUGGUGUCAACCAGCCCAAGAGGAUCGAGAAUGCCAAAAUCCUCAUUGCCAACACUGGCAUGGACACAGACAAGAUCAAGAUUUUUGGCUCCCGGGUGCGAGUGGACUCCACGGCGAAGGUGGCCGAGAUCGAAAUGGCAGAGAAGGAGAAGAUGAAAGAGAAGGUGGACCGCAUCCUCAAGCACGGCAUCAACUGCUUCAUCAACAGGCAGCUGAUCUAUAACUACCCAGAGCAGCUGUUUGCCUCAGCUGGUGUGAUGGCAAUCGAGCACGCAGACUUUAAUGGGGUGGAGCGUCUGGCACUGGUCACAGGUGGAGAGAUCACCUCCACGUUUGAGCAUCCUGAGCUGGUGAAGUUGGGAACGUGUAAGCUCAUCGAAGAGGUCAUGAUCGGAGAGGACACACUCAUCCACUUCUCUGGCGUUGCCUUGGGUGAGGCUUGCACCAUUGUGUUGCGUGGGGCCACACAGCAGAUUCUGGAUGAGGCCGAGCGUUCUCUGCAUGACGCACUGUGUGUGCUUUCCCAAACGGUCAAGGAGACACGCACAGUUUACGGUGGAGGCUGCUCUGAGAUGCUUAUGGCAAAGGUAGUGAGUGAUCUGGCCAACAGAACACCAGGCAAAGAGGCUGUCGCCAUGGAGUCCUUCGCCAAAGCCCUGAUGAUGCUGCCCAUCAUUAUCGCAGACAAUGCCGGCUAUGACAGCGCAGACCUGGUCGCCCAACUCAGGGCAGCGCACGUAGAGAACAAGAGCACCUAUGGCCUGGACAUGCAGAAUGGCGCCAUUGGAGACAUGUCUCAGCUGGGCAUCACCGAGAGCUUCCAGGUGAAGAGACAGGUGUUGCUGAGUGCCGCCGAGGCUGCAGAGAUGAUCCUGCGUGUCGACAACAUCAUCAAAGCCGCACCCAGGAAACGAGUUCCAGACCACCACCCCUGUUAAAUUGUGGACGAGUGUAGAGGAGAAAACAAGAAGACGAAGAGCACUCUGUGUAUUUAUUAUCCCCGGGGUGCUGUGUGUGACGUCCCUCACCUGUGUGUGUGUGUGAUGCCAUUCACCUGUCUCGUUUAGUGUUAAGUCUCCGUAGUCACAGAUUUGUCACAUGUUGAAUGCACUGUUGCAACCUGACCGUGUCACACCCCUGUCUGAAGCAAGAUGGCAGUAUGGACUGUGUUUGUUUACUGAACAAUAAAAAUGUACUUGUACCAGG
Molecule: messenger RNA, 2033 nt
Organism: Clupea harengus (Atlantic herring)
Lineage: Eukaryota; Metazoa; Chordata; Actinopteri; Clupeiformes; Clupeidae
Gene: cct2
Product: chaperonin containing TCP1, subunit 2 (beta)
Biological process (GO): protein folding
Cellular component (GO): chaperonin-containing T-complex; cytosol
Molecular function (GO): ATP hydrolysis activity; ATP binding; ATP-dependent protein folding chaperone
Source: RefSeq, a predicted model, not a curated record